Molecule: messenger RNA, 1515 nt
Organism: Caenorhabditis bovis
Lineage: Eukaryota; Metazoa; Nematoda; Chromadorea; Rhabditida; Rhabditidae
Source: the annotation of a GenBank genome assembly
AUGGGCUUUAUCGAUGUGAGACGCAGACGAUUAGAGCGAAUGCGAUGUCGAGGCGACGACGGCGGCGGACGGAUCGCGUGUUGUUGCGACGUCGAGGCGACGAGAAAUUUCGCCAACCUCCAUUUUUGUCUUGGCGCGGUGACACCAACAAUGGCGCAGGACGUUUACAUGGAUCCAUGGCAAUCGGCAACAAGCUUCAGUAUGGACGAUGACGAGAUGGGAAUGCCGUCGGGAAAAUACGCGCGAAUGGACGAUGAGAUGGGCGAGAACAAGGAGCGAUUCGCGCGCGAGAACCAUUCGGAAAUCGAGCGGCGUCGCCGCAACAAAAUGACGCAUUACAUCAAUGAGCUCGCCGAAAUGGUGCCGCAGUGCGCCGCGCUCGGACGCAAACCCGACAAGCUCACGAUUCUGCGGAUGGCCGUGUCGCACAUGAAGGCGAUUCGCGGCAACACAUCGCAGGACGAAACUUCCUACAAGCCGUCAUUCCUCUCCGAUCAAGAGCUUAAGCAUUUGAUCUUGGAAGCCGCCAACGGCUUCCUUUUUGUAGUGUGUUGUCAGACUGGAAGGGUUCUGUAUGUUGCCGAUUCGAUUGUGCCGGUGCUCAAUAUGAAGCAGGAAGAUUGGAUUCAUCGGAAUUUGAACGAGCUCAUUCAUCCCGAUGAUCAGGAGAAAAUUCGCGAUCAACUAUGCGGCAGUGAGGUGUCGGUGAAUAAAGUGCUUGAUUUGAAAUCGGGCAGCGUGAAACGAGACGGCGCCUCAUCGCGCGUGCACAUGUCGUGCCGUCGCGGCUUCAUCUGCCGAAUGCGCGUCGGCUCGCUCGAGCCGCUUCAUCGCCUCCGCUAUCGUCGGCCGCUAUUUCAGCACGCCGGCCAAAACUAUGUCGUUAUGCACUGCACCGGCUAUGUCAAGAACGCGCCGCCGCAGGGAAUCGACGCGCCGUCGUCGUCGUGUCUCGUCGCGAUCGCGCGCCUCCAGGUCGCCUCGAUGCCGAUUUGCGCCGAUCCGGCGUCGACAAAUCAAUUCGCUGUGCGAGUCGCCGAAGACGGCAAAAUGACAUUUAUCGAUGGACGGGUCACCGAUUUGAUUGGGCUGAGCGUCGACCAGCUCGUUGGAAGAUUCUGGUGGAAUAUCGUUCAUCCAUCGGAUGAGAAAACCCUCCAAGACGCAUUCCUCGCCCUUUUGAACGAUCAGCCGAUGCGCCUCAACAUUCGGAUUCGAACGCAGACCGAUUACACGCCAUGCACAAUUUCAGCCUACAAGUUCGUCAAUCCGUAUUCGGAGCAAUUCGAAUACGUCGUCGCCACACAUCAAAUAGUGUCGCAAGACGAAGUGCAAAACUGGCAGGAGGCUCCAGUGCAGAAUCCGUUCGAGGCGCCGCCUGCUGCCGCUCCUCCAGCGCCGCAGGCCAAUGACUUCGUGCAGCCGGCAGCCGCUGGCGCCACCGGCAACGGUUGGCAGCCAGCACCGGAAAUGGCGAAUCAAUGGCAAUGGGAUAUGAACAAUUUUACACGUUGA